AUGUACGAGGAAUUAAAAGCUAGCGCUGAGACUGUUUCCUUCUCUCUUGAUGUUUGGAAGACAUCUAAUAAGAAGUAUAUUCUUGCCGUUAUUUGCCAUUGGGCUACAGAGGACUUCGAAGAUUGCCAGCUCGUUAUUCAUUUUGGUCAUCUCAAGGGUUCCCACACUGGGGAAAACAUGGCUAAAGAGAUUCAAGAAGUACUUCAAAACUUUGAUCUAGAGCAGAAACUCGUGGCUAUCUGUGGCGACAAUGCUAGUAAUAACCCUACACUCUGCUGCUCUCUUCACAAGCUCCUAAAACAGCGAUUUGUUGACUCAGUUCAAAAAUUGAAUCUGCUAGGUGAAGACCGCAAAUUAAUGUGUUUUAGAGGUGAUAAGAGCUUUGUCCGCUGCCUAGCACAUGUGCUGAAUUUAAUAGCUAAAUCAAUGCUAAAGAUAUUCAAAGUAGGCUCACACCAAGAAGCAAAGAGGCGAGUUGAUAAAUAUAUGGAAUAUGCCUCUGUCGCCCUCGACUACAAUGUUGAUACUCAAUGGAAUGCACUUCUAAAAAUGCUUGAGAUAGCAAUUCGAGAGCGGUCUGCAAUCAAUUGCAUGUGCAAGGAGUAUGAUCAUUUUGAUGACAUUAUUAAAUUGCAAGGUGCCUAUGCUAGCAUUGAUAUACAGAUUCAAGAUACAGCAAGAGUAGGGCGAAAGGCCUUGGACAAAUAUACGAAGAAGAUGGACGCAGAGACUCUUAUUAUUUACUCUGCUGCUGUCCUAGAUUCCCACAUUAAGACUGAGCUUUUAAAGAUUCAUCUUGGAGAUAAUGCUAUCGAUGUGAUCAACAAUUUGCGAGUUCAUUUUAAUGAGAUAUCUCCUGCACCAGAACCUACACUUCCUUCCAGUUGCUAG
Talaromyces stipitatus ATCC 10500 is the source of this 891-nucleotide messenger RNA. RefSeq lists its product as uncharacterized. Bases 1 to 891 code for a protein of 296 amino acids. The record is from RefSeq and is a predicted model, not a curated record. NCBI's taxonomy places the organism in Eukaryota, Fungi, Ascomycota, Eurotiomycetes, Eurotiales, Trichocomaceae. The transcript has 3 exons.